This is a messenger RNA of Poecilia reticulata (guppy), 1613 nucleotides long. The record is from RefSeq and is a predicted model, not a curated record. NCBI's taxonomy places the organism in Eukaryota, Metazoa, Chordata, Actinopteri, Cyprinodontiformes, Poeciliidae.
AUAUUUUAGUUGUUUGCAGUCCAUCCAGGAGAUGCAUACAAGUCACAUAUAUCUGAAAACGUGAACGACGACGCAAAUUUAAAAAGAAAACUGACCUAACAAAAAGUWAGAAUUAAGCAGAAAGGCCUGCAGCUUUGGYGAGAUGAUUGGAACACGCUGCUCCCUAGUGGUCAUGUUGCUGAAAAUUACAACAUCUCAUUUAAUGGUCACAUCACAUAAAAUACAGACGUCAGAGUUUCAACACGGUUCGCCAUCCUUAAGUGACAAAGUCCAUCAGAGCAGGUUGAUUUAAUGCAUGUUUUAUUUUUAGACUGGAUGUUUUUUUGACUGGACGUCCUGUGACGUUUGUACAUCGUCUAAACACUGAAACAGGAAGUUGUGGUUGCAGUGAAAACAGUYGGUGCUCAGACCUCCGUUCAGUCAAUAUGGAGAUCACAACACUGUGYGCUGUUUUUGCUUCUUUCCAGGUCCUUCCCAACAGAUUGCAGUUCUUCCAGUAUGAAUCUGUGGCCUUCAGCCUGAACUGUGACCAGCAGGAAGACGCUGCUGCCUGGACAAUAAAAAGGAACACAUCCAAACAAAUCAGCUCACUUUGUCCUUCAUAUACCGCUGACAGGAACAAAUCUAYRUGCUUCCUAAGUGAGCUUUAUGAAAUGGACUCUGGAGUUUACUGGUGUGAAUCUGAAGCUGGGAAGAUCAGCAACACCAUCAGCAUCACUGUCACUGACGGAGAGUUGAUCCUGGAGAUCCCAGCUCUCCCAGUGAUGGAAGGAGACRAAGUGGUUCUGCGAUGCAGAACGAGGAGAAAAUUAUCUGGAAAUAAUUCAUCUACAUUUUAUAAAGACGAGCUUUUCAUUGGGAGCAGCAUGAGAGGAAACAUAACUCUACAGAGGGUUUCUAAAUCUGAUGAAGGAAACUACMGGUGCCACAUGUCUGGAGUUGGAGAAUCACCAGACAGUUUUCUGACUGUCAGAGCAGGAUUUCCUGAAUCGCCGCCUUCUCUACAUGGAGACAUCGUACUUCCUGUGAUGGUCACUGGAGUUUCAUUCUUUCUAGUCAUGUUUUUCUGUCUAUGGAGAAACCAUCCAGACAGUUAUGACUCUUCCACUGUGUUUUAUACUGGAGGAAUCAACAGACAAACACAAAGAGCAAAAGUUUCAGAUGAUUUCCAGAGGGGGCGCUGCUCUGAGAUGUCCACUGUGGUCGUGUACAGACCCGUCCACAGWCCCGUCCRCAGACCUGCGCUCGCUUCGGCAGGAGUUCGGACUUAUAAAGCCUUCAGAGAGUUCAGGACGAAACAACAAAUAUUUCCAUCUUUGCAUAAUAAAAGUGUAGCCCUCUCACCUGCCAACGACUAUAAUUAAUACAAAAGACUGAACAGAUUACAGUUUAAAGAUAUGAGUCGUUUGUAUCAUGUUCGAACACUUCUGACGGUAUACGAUGUUUUUGUUCAAAGUUCUGCAUGAUUAUAGUGGAGUUUCUGUUUGUUUAUAUGUAGCCCAAGAAACUGACAACUGAAUGUUCAAUCAAUAACAUCCUGGAGAGAUCAAUAUUUUUAUUGAAAAAUUGUAAAUAUUACAUGUUUUUAUUUUGAAAUGUAGUUUUUUUWAAAA